UUUGAAGCUAGCUAACCUGCUAGUUAGUUUAUUACAGCGGGGUUUUGGGGCAUUUUGUGUUUAUGUUUAUGUUGUUUCUCUCCUCCUCAGUGGGUGUCCUACCACCGGAGCCCAGAGGCUGAGCUCCUGCGACCGCAGAGAGCGCCACAUGGAGGCGGUGCUGAGAAACCUGUCGAGCACCGUGGAGCUGCUGGCCGUGGCGGCGCGCAGCGGUGAGGUGCAGCAGUGGGAUGAACAGACUGUGUCCAGAGCUUUUCACUGGGCCCGGUACUGCGAACUCGUUUUCUCCAGCUAUCACAAUAACCGCUCAAUAAGCAGGGUCAUGGAGAAGCACCUGCAGCUCACAAAUAAAAAUUUGCGGGCUGUCUUCCCAGGUUACAGAGAGGUCUGCUUCUCGGAGCUCUCCCGGUGCCAACACGUGUUGCUCGUUGGGCUGUUGAACAACCCCGAGCUGCCCAUCUCCAUCAUGAAGAUGCUCUUUGACACCACAAGUCCAGUGAACAUCAAGCACGGACAGUAUGAGGAUGUUACCGGCCUGUGCAGCUACAUCAUUCAAUGCAAAUCUGCUUGUAAAGUCCUGACUCCUCUCACAGACUUGUCAGCUGCUGGUGCUGAUGCUGAGGUGCAGGCGGUGAUGCUAAUGGAGAGGCUGGGUGCUCUGCUGAGCCAAGGCAGCGAAGCCUGCCGGGCAGAGCGUUUUCUAGACUCCGUCCUUCAGGGAUGUGAAGGAGCAUCAGAGCAUUUCUGUCUGGUCAUCGCUGCAGCUCUGCUGACAGGGACGAACUCCGCUGCUCAAACUGCUUCAGCGGAUUUUCUCUUGGAUUGGCUGCAGCAAAAACACAUCCUGAUGCAGCACAUGUGUUCUUCGCUACCCUCUGCACUGCUUAUAAACUUGGCUAAAGAACGCCUGAAAUUCAGACACGUGUACUGUGAUGUACUGAAAAAGUGGGCCUCAGACAUGGAGUACAGUUUAAGUGACGAUGAAUGGGUUAAAACGAGCUCAAAUCCCACAGUGACCUUCCAGAAACUGACUGAGCACUUUGUGGCCUUGUUUGAGGCCUGCCCCUCUCUGAGGAACGAUGUAGAAAAAGAGCUAAAUGAUUUGAAGAUUUCUGAUGGAGACUUUGAUGUCAGAGGUCUGAGUGUGUGGGGAGACCUCUUGUCAGAAAUAAACAAGUGACUGUCAGUUGGGGUUACUCUAAAAAUGGAUACAAUGGCCAGAAUGUAGCAGAAUAUUUAUUUAUUUUUCUUUGUUUUUAUCUCUAUGUGAUGGCUGUGGCUGGGUAUCCAAUCUCAAUUAGUUCCAAAUGAAAUGUUUCUGUAGCACUGUAGCAGGAUCAAAUGUGCUCUUCUUUACUUAAUCUCUGAUCAGACAGUGUCCGAUUUAAAUCAUAAUUUUGCCAAUUUUAGACAGUAUUUCAUUCAGGGAAAGUUUUUGAACAGCUGCUUUGUUUAGACAAUGUGUAACUUCCAAGAACUUUGGCUUCAUCUUGAAAAACAUGUUCAUAUUGCUCAUUGUAAGAUAUAGAAAGAAAAGCAUGGUUAUGUUAUCAGUACUAAAACUCAGUUGCUGUAUCAGUACUUGUAUCGGAAAAUGUCAAACAAUACUCAGCUCUUUGUUUGACAGCUUUAGGUUUUCAUCGCAAAAUACACAUUAACAGGACAUGAUUGAUUCUUGAAUGUCAUCCAGUCAGUUCACAGAAGUUUCUGUUCCAUUUCAAUUCUUGACUCUUUAUGUUGCAGUUUUUUGUUUUCAAUUUGUGGAAGAUAAUUGUGUGCAGACUAACACAGAAACAGAAGCACAACGUAUUAGUUAAGGUUUGGUUAUGAAAAAAUAAAUAUAAAGGUAAUUGA
This is a messenger RNA of Thunnus maccoyii (southern bluefin tuna), 1854 nucleotides long. It is a transcript of the gene fancf, whose product is annotated as FA complementation group F. Gene Ontology annotation, cellular component: Fanconi anaemia nuclear complex. The coding region runs from base 149 to 1180 and encodes 343 amino acids. Gene Ontology annotation, biological process: interstrand cross-link repair. NCBI's taxonomy places the organism in Eukaryota, Metazoa, Chordata, Actinopteri, Scombriformes, Scombridae. The record is from RefSeq and is a predicted model, not a curated record. The transcript has a single exon.